Messenger RNA from Labeo rohita (rohu), 4338 nucleotides. RefSeq names its product zinc finger DHHC-type containing 1 (gene zdhhc1). The record is from RefSeq and is a predicted model, not a curated record. Gene Ontology annotation, biological process: protein targeting to membrane; peptidyl-L-cysteine S-palmitoylation. Gene Ontology annotation, cellular component: endoplasmic reticulum; Golgi apparatus. Gene Ontology annotation, molecular function: protein-cysteine S-palmitoyltransferase activity. The coding region runs from base 622 to 2349 and encodes 575 amino acids. NCBI's taxonomy places the organism in Eukaryota, Metazoa, Chordata, Actinopteri, Cypriniformes, Cyprinidae. The transcript has 11 exons.
UCCCGGAUGUGGGUGCGUCGGUCAGCUAUUUAAUACACAAAUUGUCACUACUUGCUGAGAAUACUGGAUAGAGUGCCGGUGUUAUAUUAUAAAGGUUUUUUUCUGAUAUUUGUGAAGUCAUUUAAGCAGCUUUGACUGUUUAGAUGGAUAAACGCUUGGAUAUUGAUCGAGCUAUUCGCGGUUACUGUAAGAUGUGGUUUGUUUGCAGAAUGAUUAGUUAACGGUAUAGUCAGUCGUGCUUUCCGCACACAACAAGCGCUUCACAUUCGGUCAGUUUCACGUCUCUAAUUUGUUUGGUGCUCUACGGCAAGUUAAUUACUACUUCUAGAAGAUAUUGGUUUACCCACGGGAUGAGAGCUUGAUGAGAGAUUUAGGUUACUAAGACGCCUUCUCCGCUGUCAGGCUGCAGAUACAGUAAAUGAGUAAAGAUAGUGCUAGCCGUCAUUCAGAGCUGUUGUGUUGGUGCUGUGGAUGAGGCGCAAAGAUGUGUCAGGUUAGUGGUAGUUUUCGUGUAAAGAAAAAGCAGUGCAGGUAAUGUUGGCUGAUUCAGAUGUGGCGGAGCAGCCCAGAGUUCUGACAUCAGUUACCGUGCAGGAGUGACAGAAGGAGGUUUCCACUCUCAUGGAUGUCUGCAGUAAGAACUCCAACCGCACAGCCCCAGUGAGUGAGGGCGUACCCCGGAGAGCUGAUGUGCCCCUAUGCUCUCGGACCAAUGGUUGGAGUUGGCCCCCUCACCCUUUCCAGCUCCUGGCCUGGCUGCUUUAUCUCUACUUUGCUGUCACUGGCUUUGGUGUAUUUGUGCCUCUGCUCCCCACAUACUGGAUCCCAGCUGGAUAUAUUUGUACAGGCAUUACAUUUGUCUGUCACCUUUUCAUGCACCUGAUGGCCGUCUCCAUCGACCCUGCAGAUUACAAUGUCAGAGCUAAGAGUUAUAAGGGACCCAUGCCAGUGUUUGACCGCACCAAGCAUGCACACGUCAUUGAGAACUGUCACUGCUACCUCUGUGAAGUCGAUGUGGGGCCUAAAUCAAAACACUGUAGUGCGUGUAAUAAGUGUGUGGCCAGCUUUGACCAUCAUUGUCGAUGGUUGAACAAUUGUGUGGGCAGCAGAAACUACUGGCUGUUUCUCAACAGUGUGAUUUCUGCUCUCUUGGGGAUUGUUUUGGUUGUAGUUAUUGCUAGUUAUGUUUUUAUAGAGUUUUUUUUGGACCCAUCAAAACUUCGAUCUGACAAGCACUUUCAACAGGUAAGGAAUGAAUCAGUGGUGUGGUUUGUGUUUCUGCCGGUGGCUCCAGUCACCACAGCUGGUCCAGCCAUUCCUGCUCUAGCAGGAGUCACCAUUACUCUGGGCCUACUGUCGGCACUUCUGCUGGGACACUUACUCUGCUUCCACAUAUACCUCAUGUGGAACAGACUCAGCACGUAUGAGUAUAUUGUGCGACAGCGGCAUCGGCAGGAGGCCAAAGAUUCCAGAAAGCCCCCAUUGGAGAACGAAUCUAGGGUUCCCAAGAUGAAUCUAAUCAAGCAGCAGGUCAGUUAUAGCGGGACACUUGGCUACACAAACCCUGAGAUGGAGGUAGAAGAUCCAACCGCCAUGAGCUCCCAAGAAGGAUCAGCGCGUUACGGCAACGGCCGGGUCAGAGGCUCGUCUGAGCACAUGGGUGAAGAAGAGCUCCUCCCUGCUGUCCUAACAGAGAACAAAGCUGCUUCUCCUCACCCUCACAAACACACACAGAAAAAAAAGAGGAAAGUGCACAAACUUGCAGCUGAGGUAAACAGUGACAGGUCUAUUGACACCAGCACCGUCAAAGGCAUGCCAAAGACUUCUGCUGAGCAGGAGUCCUCUGUAGCUGCCGCCACUGUGUCCUCAUCUCUUGGCCAGCGCUUACCCUUCCCAGCUUUCCCCCUGCGGGCCUCCCUCCCCCCUCUUGCACCCGUACAGGCCGCGGGUCCCCCUGCUGAGUAUCAUUCUGACUCCGCAGAAUCUCUGGAGGAGAUCCCUGUAGCAAUGGCACGGCUUGGCAGCGCAGCCCUGGCUGGCACUGCUGCUGCUGUGUCUGCCACCAGCUAUUCCUCUUCUCUCCAGUGUGCUUUGCCUUCCUCAGCAGCCGGACAUGCUUUACCCUCCCCUCAGCCCAGGACCAAGAGGAAAGCAGCCGUUCGUAAAGCUGCAGAGCAGAGGUUUGAAAUGGUAUCGCAUAAUCCAUCAAUGUUCGUGAGUCGAGAAAGCGGAGAGCUUGCCAUGACCCAAGAGGGCAUUGUCACCGAGGAAAAUCCCCAUGUGGUGAAACGCAAACAGACUGGUAAAAAGAAAAAUAUGGAGGACACUAAACCCAGUGUACUGGCAUAGUGACUACUGCAGAGACCCAUCACUAAAAGUCAGGACCCUUUGGGCACUUGGACGGCCUUGUUUUUCCAUUUAAAAAAAACUUGAGCUGCUUUAUUACGGUCAUAUAAACUGAUGUAGCACUCAGAACCUAAUGCAACCUAUGCAAACACCACUGAAUGUCAGCAGUAAGAAUUUGUCGUCUGACCUUUUGCUGGACAAAACAUCUAAUGCUGGUUGUCACUGGUCAAUGUCAUUUGGUCUGAACUCCUCAUGUUGCAUAAAGUUGCAUAUGUUUCACAGUGGGUCAUGAGGUCCGACCUCAGAUCAGAUUCACUUGUAUAUUUAUUGUUGUUUGUGGAUUGAAGCCUUGGACUUGAGCUCUCAACUCAUUAUGAAUCUUUUGAGGAAUCCAAGACACUAUACAUUAUGAACUAACUUAUUUAGCCUUUCAUCAAUUCCAGUACAUUUCACUACAACUUUGCUGUAGCAUUGCACAGAUAUGUUUUUUAAAUACUUAAUACAGUGCUGCACUUCUUAACUAUUUAUUUAUACAUAUUAAAUGCCAAAGUUUGUUUAGUUUUCUAUGAUGAUCCACGCAUGACCACCGAUUUUCAUUUUCAGGGUUUUUAGUCUGUUAUUGUACAUUAAGUUACCUUAAUUUUAAAUUGUUGUUAUUGUUGCAUUUUCUUUCUUGUUGUUUUUAUAAGCUUUUAUAUGUCUGGUUGUUUGAAUCGGGUCCAGCUUGGGUGAACUUGAGUUACAGUAUGUACUGAAGAGUGUACUAAUAGUGGUAUUCGACUCAAGUGCUUUAGUCACUUUCUAAAUAAACAUCUUCUAUUAAGCAGUGCCACAUGAUGUUGGCCCUUAUGAAUGAAGUCCACCCCCUCCUUCUCAAAUGCUGCUCAGACAACCCAGUUACACAGUUGUUUAUCUGUCAACCAAAACAUUAUUGGUACAUGAUGUUUUGGAUGGAGGGAGUGGCUGAAUAAUGGCCUGAUGGGAAAGCAAUAUAAAAAUGUGAUUGUUUCUUUUUUCUUUAAAAGAAUAAAUAAAUAAAAUACAUUUCACUUUCACUAUAUUCCUUCACACUUUUUAGCAUUGUCAAUGUUUAAUAUCAUCUGUUGUUUAAUGAGUAAUAUAUAUUUUUUUGUAAAUUUCUCUUAAAAACAUUCUUUAAUAAAUAUUUCACUGCAGAAAAUAUUACGAUUAUUAAUGGGAUGGGCAAAAGUCACUCAUUCUUUAAUGAAGACAAUAAACAGGAAAUGUCUCUGACUCAGGCCAUGCUUGUUUGGAAAGGAAAAUUAGUUUACUGCUUAUAAAUGUGGAAUUUCAUUCAUUUCAGUACUGUGUAAAAAUAUACUUCAAUUAUAAGUAUGAUCAUGAUAUGUUAUAAAUAACAAUUGAUACUAUUUUCUGAUUCAUUAGUCAACCGUAAUGGAACAAAAUCAAGUGUAUAUCCCACAAUGCAUUCCACACAGUGUGCAAAAAUUUGCACAUUUGUGACCAUGGACCACAAAACUAAUUUUUUAAAUAUUAAGAUUUGUACAUUAUCUGAAAGCUGAAUAGAUAAGCUUUCCAUUGAUGUAUGGUUUGCUAGGAUAGGACAAUAUUUGGAAUCUGAGGGUACAAAAAAUCAAAAUAUUGAGAAAAUUGCCUUUAAAGUUGUCCAAAUGAAGUUCUUAGCAACGCAUAUUAAUCUAAAAUUAAGUUUUGAUAUAUCUGCUGUAUGGACUGAAUUGAGGUAAACCUGUGUAGAGUAAAGGUAUACGGCAGCCAUGCUGUUCUGCUACAAAUAUACUUGUGCUACCACUGGUUUUGUGGUCCAGGGUCACAUUUAGAAAAUCAUCUGGAAUUUCCAUGCACGUGGAAAAUGUGCAAAUGAUGUGCAGUGUACUGCAGAAGCUGUAUGAAUAGUACAAUAGUAUGCCACUCUGAACACAGCCAGAGUUAUCAUUGUCAUUCCUGUAUUUUUUUAUCUUUUUAACCUCGAUUUCUAUUCCUCAAUAAAAC